UCCGAGAGGAAGCGGCUCGCGGGAUUCACCUUCCCCCCUGCCGGGCGGCGCGAUGGAAGGCCUGACGCUGAGCGAGGCGGAGCAGCGCUACUACUGCGACCUCUUCUCCUACUGCGACAUCGAGAGCACCAAGAAGGUGGCACCCAACGGGCGGGUGCUGGAGCUGUUCCGCGCCGCGCAGCUGCCCAGCGAGGUGGUUCUGCAGAUUAUGGAACUUUGUGGUGCAACAAGACUUGGAUAUUUUGGAAGAAGUCAGUUCUAUAUUGCUUUGAAACUUGUUGCAGUGGCCCAGUCAGGUCUCCCUCUAAGAGUGGAAAGUUUAAAUACAGUAAAGGACCUCCCUCUACCCAGAUUUGUUGGUCCAAAGAAUGAACAGGAAUUGAGACACACAGCCUUGUAUUCUUCAGAUGCUGAUAACUCAACCCCAUAUUCAGGUGUAAUUCCUCCCCCACCUGGCCGGGUUCAAGUGAAAAAAGGCUCUGUGAGCCAUGAUGCAGUCCAGCAACGUACAUCAACAGAUCAACAGGUAACUAAAACUUAA
Molecule: messenger RNA, 541 nt
Organism: Chelonoidis abingdonii (Abingdon island giant tortoise)
Lineage: Eukaryota; Metazoa; Chordata; Testudines; Testudinidae
Source: RefSeq, a predicted model, not a curated record